Messenger RNA from Paramisgurnus dabryanus, 3150 nucleotides. RefSeq names its product fibrinogen C domain containing 1a (gene fibcd1a). The record is from RefSeq and is a predicted model, not a curated record. NCBI's taxonomy places the organism in Eukaryota, Metazoa, Chordata, Actinopteri, Cypriniformes, Cobitidae.
UCUCCGGAUGGUUCAGUGGACACGGUGUUAGCGCAAGAUCACGGGGUGGAUUAUAGCAGAGCUCCCAAGCACAAAUCACCUUCAUUCAGCACAGCAAUGAAGCAAAGCGCACGGAUGCGCAAUACAUAGGCUAGAUAUUUCCUCAACUUUAUACGUGUGUUUCGUUUUUGGUGUCAUACAGACUGGACACGGAAAGUUUUUAUAUCUUUAGAGGAAACCCCGCGUGAACGGAGCGCGCUGCGCAUCACCGCUAUCAGCAUCAACUGAGUGCUGAAGAGAUCGGAUCUGCUUUCGGGCUGCUUCUGUUUCUUGUUUAUUUUUGGGCGAGGGACAAGUCCCCAUAAGAUUUCGGAGAAUGGUAAAUGAUCGAUGGAAAAUCAUGAACAGUGUUUCAGAACUCGAGGAUGGACAGCAGCACAAAUCGCAGAGGAUGAGCUGUAGCUAUCUCCUGUGCACCAUCCUGCUAUUUGUCGCCGUGUUACUGGCUGUCACGGUAACCGGCAUCAUUCUCUUGAUGAAUCAUUACCAAGCGCCCACCGGCCCCGACGGGCCCCCCCUCAUCAGCACCAACCAGGAUGAGGGUAAUGCCCUGGUAACCAUCGACAGGGGCGAUGGCUCUCGCAUCAACAUCUUCAUUGAUCCCAAUUGCCCCGACUACAACAAUAACUUCCUGCGUCUUGAGGGUGUACAGACCUCUCUUCUGCACUCGCUCACGGACCACGACACUGAUCUGAAGUCAGUAAAGGGCCAAGACCGCGCUCUGUUGGUUAAACUGGCAGAGGAGGUGGCCAAACUGUCCGCUCAUGCCAGCCAACUAAAAAUGGAGUACAACGCCCUCAGACAGGGUCAAGUUAACAUCGGUCAGGAGCUUAGUACUCUUCAGUCCGAACAGGGCAGGCUUAUCCAGCUGCUUUCGGAGAGUCAGAUCAACAUGGUGAAGGUGGUGAACUCGGUGAGCGAUGCGCUCAGCUCCAUGCAGAAGGAAACGGGCAACAUCAAGGGCCGUCUCAAGGCUGAUCUCCAGAGGGCUCCGGUGCGCAGUGUCCGGCCCAAGGGCUGCGCCAGCGGAGAGGGUUAUAGACCCAGGGAUUGCAGUGACAUCUAUGCUAGCGGGCAAAGAGAAGAUGGUAUCUACUCCGUCUUUCCCACACAUUACCCGGCAGGCUUUCAGGUGUACUGCGACAUGACUACUGAUGGAGGUGGAUGGACGGUGUUUCAACGGAGAGAAGAUGGCUCAGUGAAUUUUUUUCGCGACUGGGAAGCGUACCGUGAGGGAUUUGGCAAGAUAACAGGAGAACAUUGGCUGGGCAUGAAAAGGAUCCAUGCACUUACCAUUCAAGCCAACUAUGAGUUGAGGAUUGACCUGGAGGACUUUGAGAACAGCACAUCUUUUGCUCAGUAUGGAUCUUUUGGAGUGGGUUUGUUCUCAGUUGACCCGGAUGAGGAUGGCUACCCGCUGAGCAUCGCCGACUACUCCGGCACUGCGGGCGACUCGCUGCUCAAACACAACGGGAUGAAAUUUACAACCAAGGACAAAGACAACGAUCACUCGGAGAAUAACUGUGCGUCGUUCUACCACGGCGCCUGGUGGUACCGCAACUGCCACACCUCCAACCUCAACGGACAGUAUCUGCGCGGUCAACACACCUCUUACGCCGACGGGAUCGAGUGGUCAUCCUGGACCGGUUGGCAGUACUCUCUGAAGUUCACGGAGAUGAAGAUCAGGCCUACCAAUAAGGAGGAGAAUAAAUGAGCGAGUACUGAACUCAAAGAAGGCUGUAGAUGUAAAGAGACACUAAAUGCAGACUUUGUUUCUAUCCCUUUUUCCGCCCUCCCCAUCUCGUAGUGUUCGUGCCGAUGCCCAGAGGGCCGCUGUUUUCCUCUCGAUCCAUUGGUCGCAUCUCUGAAUAUUAUUAUUAAGAAGCAUUGCAGAUAUUGUCUGAAUGAAUAAAAAUAGCUAUUGUCUAUAAAAGGAAAGAAAAAAUCUGAAAAAAUGUCCUUAGCUAUGAAAUUUAGCAAGAACGUGUAGCUUUUCAUAACAAAGACUUAACUCCUCUCAUACAACCAGAUGGUAGGAGAGGUUCUCCUGUGUUAUUUUCACUUUGUGCUCGAAACAUUUACUCAUCCUCAUGAUGUUACUCAUCCCGGCUAUUCUUUUCAAUGCAAGAACACCAGACAUCUAUCAUAAAUGUGUCAAGGUUUCUCUUAAAUUUUAGUUUGGUUUUCCCAAAGACUCAUUUGGCUUGUGUUACGAAGCUUAACGUUUUUAAAGCAUCACUUUUUAGAAAUAGUCUUCAGAUUGACUGUUUUUGUGUUUUAUAACAGCAUGAGGGUUGAGUAUACUACUGUAAGAGAUUUGUCAUUUCUGGGUGAACUAAACCUUUGAUCAAAUACUCGUAGCUAAACAUAACAAGGAUGCAUUGGUGUUUUCGACCACUGCUUAAUAUCUGGGAGGUAAAAUAGGUUAUUGACCAGCAGGGAUACACAAAGAGAAUAUAUGUCACAGUGGGGGCUUUCAAACCGAUGAGCCAAUACAGACACAUUAUUCACUCUGACAGGUCGGUUGCAAGCGGAUGUGCCGGCCAUCGGAUGGUUUAUCAAUGGAGAAGCAGAACUUACAAAAAACACAAUAACGCCUUCUGUGUUAUUGUCAGGUAAUAGAGCAGAUGGAUUUCAUCUUAUGCUCUGGUUGGCACCCGUGGCGCAAUAGGUCAGACAGACCUGAGCUGUCAAAGAGACGGUUUUAAAGCUUGCGAACUGAAGUUGGGUUGGAUCUUUUAUGACUCUCACUGCUGUUUUGUGAAGCAAAAGUCAAGUCAUCCUGCUGGUCAUUUCACCGCCAAUGUAUGAUUCUCUAUUGUCCAAAAGGCUGUUCUGGUUUCUUCUUAUGUGUUUCAAAGCAUUUUAAAAGUUUGGAAGAACAUACACUGCAAAAAAAAUAUUUUCAAGAAAAAAAAAUCUUAGUGUUUUUGUCUUGUUUUCAGUAAAAAUAUCUAAAACAUUUUAAUUAAGAUGCUUUUUCUUGAUGAGCAAAAUGACAAAAGAAAAUAAGUCUAGUUUUUAGACCAAAAAUAUUUCUUGAAUUUGGUGUUUAAGAAAAAUUUUCAAGAUUUUUUGCUUACCCCACUGGCAGAUUUUUUGCUUGUUUUA